AUGGUCAAUGCUGGUCGUAUCGCCUGCAUAUUCACACCAUUUGCUCUCUGUCUAGCAUCGCUGGUGUGCAUAAUAAUUGUGUUUCUUGGGGGGUGGAACGCACGGAGCACCACUCUUGGGAACUACUACUUUCUGAAGGCCGACUUGACAGGUUUUACCGUCAACAAUACUGGUUUAGAUCCAGUCCCUGGAAUCAACCUAGAUAAUGAUGUCUUGAACCAAGCACUGAAUCAAGCAAAAGCUGCGGCCAACAUCAAUGACUUUUACACAAUCUACCUUUGGAAUUACUGCUCCUGGGAUGGCAGCGACAAGUACUCGUUUUGCUCCAAGAGAGAGGCCUACUUCGCUUUCGAUCCUGUGGAGGUCUGGGGUUUGGAGAAUACCGGGGUGCAGAAUGCUUUCCCGAAAGAAUUGCAAGAUGGCUUGAAGGCCUACAAAGCUGUAAGCAAGUGGAUGUUCAUUGCAUACAUUGUUGCAUUGGUUGCUACGUGCAUUGAACUUGUGGUGGGCAUCUCUGCCAUAUUCAGCCGCUGGGGCAGCUUUUGCACGGCCUUCUUCUCUACACUUUCAUCACUUUUCAUCCUAGCUGCUUCCAUCACAGCCACAGCAAUGUUCUCCGUCCUUCUUGGCUCGUUCAACGGAGUCUUUGAAGCCUACGGUAUCAAAGCAAGUCUUGGACCAGAGAUGAUGCGGACAACUUGGCUUGCGGUAGCUUUCAGCUUCGGCGCCGGUUUCUUCUGGCUUCUGAGCGUCUGCUGUUGUAGUGGGAGGUCACCUUAUGGCGGCAAGAAAGACACGAAGCGGGUCAAGGUCGAGAAAACCCCAUACACGUAUGAGCGAGUGGGGUCUCCAUAUCUUGGGCCACAAGGAGGAGCACCACCAUAUGGAGGGGCACAUGGACAGCAGAUACCUAUGCAUAAUCUUGGCCCGAACGCAAAAGGAGGCGCAUAUGAGCCCUUCAGACCUUCGCAUGUGUAA
Messenger RNA from Endocarpon pusillum Z07020, 978 nucleotides. RefSeq lists its product as uncharacterized. The transcript has 3 exons. The coding region runs from base 1 to 978 and encodes 325 amino acids. Gene Ontology annotation, cellular component: plasma membrane; cell cortex of cell tip. NCBI's taxonomy places the organism in Eukaryota, Fungi, Ascomycota, Eurotiomycetes, Verrucariales, Verrucariaceae. Gene Ontology annotation, biological process: fungal-type cell wall organization. The record is from RefSeq and is a predicted model, not a curated record.